AAAUAGAAACACAGUCACACUCACACACCCUCUCUCGUCUUUCUCUCCUGUCACAGUCUCACUAACCCCGCAAACCCCCCCCCCCCAUCCCCACCCCCCCGUUCUCUUCUCCCCCACUGAAACCCCCCCAACUCCCCGCCGCUCCUCGAUCUGAAUAAUCGCGGCGAAGUGUCGACGCUUCACCGCAACGCUCUCUUCUUUCUCCCCCACUUGGCGCUUUCUUUCAUCUCCAACACAGUUAGUAUACUGCAUAUGCCUAUACUAUCUAGGUCUCAUAUGCUCUACCAAACACGGCCUAACUGUAUGUUUAUGUAAUCGAAGUAGACAAAUUCUCAGAGAGAGAGAGAGAGAGGAGGCGAGAAUGGAGGAGGAGAAGAGCAACGACAACAUCGGCGAAGAAGAAAUUCUAGGUUCGAGUUUGACUAUGGAGAAAGUGGCAGCAGCUAAAAAGUACAUCGAGAAUCACUACAAAAAUCAGAUGAAAAGCAUACAGGAGCGGAAAGAGAGGAGGUGGAUACUGGAAAGGAAGUUGGCCUCUUCAGAUGUGCCCAAAGAGGAACGAAUAAGUUUGAUCAAAGAUUUGGAAAGGAAAGAGACUGAGUUCAUGAGAUUGAGAAGGAACAAGAUAUGUGUAGAUGAUUUUGAGCUUCUUACUAUCAUUGGACGUGGAGCCUUUGGAGAGGUACGACUAUGCCGGGAGAAAAAAUCUGGGAAUAUUUAUGCCAUGAAGAAGUUGAAGAAAUCUGAAAUGGUCUCAAGAGGACAGGUGGAACAUGUAAGAGCAGAAAGGAACCUAUUGGCAGAAGUGGGCAGCCAUUGUAUAGUUAAAUUGUACUACUCUUUUCAAGAUCCCGAGUAUUUAUAUCUUAUCAUGGAAUAUCUCCCUGGCGGUGACAUGAUGACUCUGUUGAUGAGAGAAGAUACAUUGUCUGAAAAUGUGGCUAAAUUUUACAUUGCUCAAAGUGUGCUGGCAAUUGAAUCAAUUCACAAACAUAAUUAUAUUCACAGGGAUAUAAAACCAGACAACCUUCUUCUUGAUAAGAAUGGCCACAUGAAGCUAUCAGAUUUUGGUCUAUGCAAGCCCCUUGAUUGUAGGACUUUAUCCACGGUGAACGAGAACGAAGAAUUGGAUGAUGAAAACAUAAGGGAACCAAUGGACAUUGAUGGCCGUUUUCCUGAUGCUGCGAAUGUUAGUAGUUGGAGAAGCCCUCGCGAACAACUUCAGCACUGGCAGAUGAACAGAAGAAAGUUGGCAUUUUCAACUGUUGGUACACCUGACUAUAUUGCUCCAGAAGUGCUGUUGAAGAAAGGAUAUAGCAUGGAGUGCGACUGGUGGUCACUGGGUGCAAUCAUGUAUGAGAUGCUCGUUGGCUAUCCUCCGUUUUAUGCGGAUGAUCCUAUGACGACUUGCCGGAAGAUUGUUCAUUGGAAAAAUCACCUGAGAUUUCCUGAAGAUACCAAAAUCAGCCCUGAGGCAAAAGAUCUCAUAUGCAGGUUACUCUGUGACGUAGAACAUAGACUUGGGACAGGAGGUGCAGCUCAGAUAAAGGCUCACCCUUGGUUCGUCGAUGUUGAUUGGGAUAAAUUAUAUGACAUGGAAGCAGCAUUUAAACCAGAGGUCAACGGGGAGCUGGACACCAGGAAUUUUAUGAAGUUCGAUGAACUGGAUCCUCCAACGCCGUCAAAGUCUGGCUCAGGACCCUCAAGAAAGAUGCAUCUUACGCCAAAAGAUUUGAGCUUUGUGGGCUACACUUACAAGAACUUUGAUGCUAUCAAGGAGGCACUGCGCAAUAAAUCAGACACUGCAGAUGAGACGAGGAGUACAUCCCCGACAUCAGUCGACUCAACGCACGGCGAAUUCAAGGAGAUGACAGAGGAAACAGAUGUCCGGAUGAACUCAUCAACGGAUGAUGUAAUGUCUCCAUAGUUACAAGAAUGGAAACAUUGCGGAGGGAGGAUGGCGGCGUACGCCUGUAUAUUUGUAGGUUCGUCGUCGUUGUCGGCUCAUGCUCAGCAGAAGCAUCACUUAGUGUCUGCGGUAUUGGUUGUACAGUAUGGUUGGGUGCCUCGUAUCUCUAGAGAUGCUUGUAAUAGAAAAAUUAUUAGUUGUCGCCUGGCUGCCCAGGUUGGUAGGGAGACCUGCUUUCUCUUGUGGCAGCUUCUGGUUUUAGACAAAUUUAUUGCAUCUCUAAUUACUCGGACAUCAUCAUUGUAAUGACGUUUUUCGCAGAGGAUAAUAAACUGACGGAUGCAUUGCUGCU
This is a messenger RNA of Salvia miltiorrhiza (redroot sage), 2261 nucleotides long. RefSeq lists its product as uncharacterized. Gene Ontology annotation, biological process: peptidyl-serine phosphorylation; intracellular signal transduction. The coding region runs from base 362 to 1927 and encodes 521 amino acids. The record is from RefSeq and is a predicted model, not a curated record. NCBI's taxonomy places the organism in Eukaryota, Viridiplantae, Streptophyta, Magnoliopsida, Lamiales, Lamiaceae. The transcript has 13 exons. Gene Ontology annotation, molecular function: ATP binding; protein serine/threonine kinase activity.